This is a messenger RNA of Stegodyphus dumicola, 658 nucleotides long. RefSeq names its product small ribosomal subunit protein uS5m-like. Gene Ontology annotation, cellular component: ribosome. Gene Ontology annotation, biological process: translation. NCBI's taxonomy places the organism in Eukaryota, Metazoa, Arthropoda, Arachnida, Araneae, Eresidae. Gene Ontology annotation, molecular function: RNA binding; structural constituent of ribosome. The record is from RefSeq and is a predicted model, not a curated record.
UUUACUGAAAUAUUUUUCCCCUUUUAAAUCAGGUUUUGGAUUAGUGUGUCACAGAGUUAUCAAAGCUAUUUGUGAAGUACUUGGUAUAAAAGACUUAUAUGCAAAAGUUGAAGGUGCAGUGAAAAAUUCUCAGUGUUUGACUAAAGCAUUCUUUAUUGGACUUAUGACACAGAAAAGCUAUAAGCAGAUUGCUGAUGAGAAAGGCUUACAUGUUGUGGAAUUCAAAAAGGAGCAGGACGAUUUUCCUGUAGUUGUGGCAUCACCUGAAAGAUGCCGUACUGAAGAAGAAAUUGAGCCCACUGAACAGCUUGACUUUAAACUCCAUUUACAUAAUGGUAAAGUUGUGGCUGAGCGCAAAAAAUAUCAACCUUUUUACAUAAACUUUCCUAGCUAUAUAAAAGAAAUGAAAGAUCGAGAAAAGUUACGUAAUCAGCGUGCUGUACAAAUUUAUCAGUGUGCAAAGCAUGGUGCCUUGAAAAGCUUUUUACAUAUAAGAGAAGAAGAAAAAUUGAAACAGCAAUUGAAGAAUACUGUUGAAGAAACAGAGUGAAGUAUUAAAUCACAGUGAAAUAGUUUUCCAAAGUUUAUAUUACUAACUAUUGUGUUGUAUGCAUGUAGAUUAUAGUCUUCAAAAAUAAAGAAUUUUGCCUCUUCACAA